GACGGAGAAAUAUUCUUAGGAGGUCAUUCAUUGGGCAGUUUGAUCAUGUUUGAUCUAUUGUGCCAUCAAACACCCGAAAAAGAAGAUGAAAAUGUGGACAAUAAGGAAGAAAAUGACAGUAUUAGGCCCAUUACGCCAAUGCCCGCAGCCGUUAUUAAGAGGCGUCUCAGUAGGAAAAUUAGUUAUGUAAUGGGAGCUGCGGGUACAGGCCAACCUUACAUACAUUAUCCGCAACUUAAUUUUCACCCAGGUGCCUUCUUUGCUCUCGGCAGUCCGAUUGGCAUGUUCGUAACGAUCCGAGGCAUCGACACUCUCGGCGAAAAUUUCUUUCUGCCUACUUGUCCGGCUUUCUUCAAUAUCUUCCAUCCGUUUGAUCCGGUAGCUUAUCGAGUGGAAUCCUUAAUUAAUCCCGAAGCCAGCAAUUUCCGACCUAUGCUGAUACCACAUCACAAAGGCAGGAAGAGGAUGCAUUUAGAAUUAAAGGAAACGAUGGCACGUGUCGGAGCGGAUUUGAAACAAAAAUUAAUUGAUUCCGUAAGGCAAACGUGGAACUCCUUCUAUCAGCUAGCCGUAUUUCACAAACCAGACAACCAAGCUCUCGAACGCGAGAUCGAUAAAGUCGUCGAGGAGCAAUUGCAAAAACCGCCGAGCGUACCAGAUCAACAUAACAACGACGAUGGUGGUGCCAAUUUAAAAAUAGGAAUACUUAAUGGUGGUCGAAGAAUAGAUUACGUUCUUCAAGAAGCGCCUUUCGAAUACAUUAAUGAAUAUCUUUUCGCUCUUACAAGCCAUAUCUGUUACUGGGAGUCUGAAGAUACUAUGCUUUUGAUAUUGAAGGAAAUAUAUGGAUCUAGAGGUAUUCAGACCGACGCGCAACUUCCUCAGCAGUCAAUGUCAAUUGAGAGAGUAUCUCCUUCUCCGUCUUUGAAUUUACCGGCUGCCUUGUCACCCAGUGGAAGUCAUAUAGGAACGUCAUCUGUUAUGGGCGUAGACCCUACAGUGCCUAUAUCCAGUAAACCCGUCGGUCCACCACCUAAGACUGGUUUUGUACCGAAAUCUUGAUCGAUGGAAUGUUUUUCCCAUAAUUACAUGCCGCGAAAUUAAAUUGUAUUAAAAAAAA
This is a messenger RNA of Wasmannia auropunctata (little fire ant), 1120 nucleotides long. RefSeq names its product phospholipase DDHD2-like. Gene Ontology annotation, cellular component: COPII-coated ER to Golgi transport vesicle. The record is from RefSeq and is a predicted model, not a curated record. Lineage: Eukaryota; Metazoa; Arthropoda; Insecta; Hymenoptera; Formicidae. The annotation marks the transcript as partial. Gene Ontology annotation, molecular function: metal ion binding. The transcript is spliced from 4 exons.